This is a messenger RNA of Prosopis cineraria, 2853 nucleotides long. Its product is annotated as two-component response regulator ARR2-like. Gene Ontology annotation, molecular function: DNA binding; DNA-binding transcription factor activity. The record is from RefSeq and is a predicted model, not a curated record. Gene Ontology annotation, biological process: phosphorelay signal transduction system; cytokinin-activated signaling pathway. The transcript has 6 exons. The coding region runs from base 222 to 2276 and encodes 684 amino acids. Lineage: Eukaryota; Viridiplantae; Streptophyta; Magnoliopsida; Fabales; Fabaceae.
GUGAAAAUCGAAUUCCUUUUUCCCCAUUUCUUCUUCUCCGAUUCCUGCUUGCUUCUCCUCUCAGUGUAUGUUCGUUGAAUUUGGAACUGAGCGUCGUAGUCUUCAUAGCUUCCCCACUUCCUCGCUGAAUUCAACCAUGUGAAAUCACUUAUCAGAAUAGUUCUUUUUGGUUUCUUGAUUUUUCUGUUUGUUGUUCUGCUUCUUUUCGGAUCUUUGAAAGGAUGAAUCUGAGCAGCGGCAAGGGAUCUAUGUCAACGGUUAGCUCUAGUGCGGUUUCCAAGUCCGGUGACAUAGUCUCCGACCAGUUUCCGGCGGGUCUCCGGGUACUGGUUGUGGACGAUGAUCCCACGUGCCUCAUGAUACUUGAAAAGAUGCUUCGCACUUGCCUCUACGAAGUUACGAAAUGCAAUCGAGCAGAGAUUGCGCUGUCACUUCUUAGAGAGAACAAAAAUGGGUUCGACAUUGUUAUAAGCGAUGUUCAUAUGCCAGACAUGGAUGGCUUCAAACUCUUAGAGCACAUUGGGUUAGAGAUGGACCUUCCCGUUAUUAUGAUGUCUGCAGAUGAUGGAAAGAACGUUGUUAUGAAAGGCGUGACUCACGGUGCUUGUGAUUACCUUAUAAAACCUGUGCGCAUCGAGGCUCUAAAGAAUAUAUGGCAGCAUGUGAUUCGGAAGAGAAAGAAUGAAUGGAAGGAUUUGGAGCAGUCAGGCAGUGCAGAAGAAGGAGAUCAGAAACAAAAGCCAACUGAUGAGGCGGAUUACUCAUCCUCUGCAAACGAAGGCAAUUGGAGAAAUACAAAGAAGAGGAGGGAUGAGGAUGAAGACGCCGAAGAGAGGGAUGACUCAUCCACGUUGAAGAAGCCACGAGUUGUUUGGUCAGUUGAGCUCCAUCAACAGUUUGUGGCUGCUGUAAAUCAGCUAGGAAUUGAUAAGGCUGUUCCUAAAAAAAUUCUGGAACUGAUGAAUGUCCCUGGGCUCACCAGAGAAAAUGUUGCAAGCCACCUCCAGAAAUACCGCUUGUAUCUUCGAAGGCUGAGUGGUGUUUCUCAACAUCAGGGUAACUUGAGUAACUCUUUCAUCAGCUCACAAGAGGCAACUUUUGGGGCAAUUUCUUCACUCAAUGGAACGGAUCUUCAAACUCUUGCUGCUGCAGGUCAGCUUCCACCACAAAGUCUAGCAACAUUUCAAGCAGCAGGAUUAGGUAGAUCAACUGCAAAAACUGCUAUGCCUAUGCCCCUAGUUGAUCAAAGGAACCUUUUCAGUUUUGAAAACCCAAGAUUAAGAUUUGGAGAAGGGCAACAGCAAUAUGGGAGCAGUAGCAAACCGAUGAACUUACUUCACGGUAUCCCUACCAAUAUGGAGCCAAAGCAGCUGGCUUCUUUGCACCAAUCUAAUCAGUCCCUAGGGAGCUUGAAUAUGCGAGUCAAUGCUUCUCCUUCCCAGAGCAGCCCCUUAUUAAUGCAGAUGCCUCAAUCACAACCAAGAGGUCAUGUACUUAGUGAACAUACUUUGUCUCAUGUUCCCAGGCUCCCGACAUCUAUGGGGCAGUCUCCCGUAUUGAAUGGAUCUCCCAGUAGUGUACUGGGAAGAAAUGGUAUUCCUGAUAAUAUCAGAGGAGUUUCAUAUAAUCCAGUUCCCCAAACCUCUUCAAUGUUGAACUUUCCCCUGAACCAAACCACAGAAAUGCCUGCAAGUAGUUUUCCUCUUGGAAGCGCUCCAGGUAUGCCAAGUAUCACAUCAAAAGGAAUAUACCAAGAUGGAGUUGCUUCAGGAAUGAAAGGAUCUUCUGGAUUUGCUCCAAGUUAUGAUAUCUUUAAUGAACUGCACCAGCACAAGUCCCAUGAAUGGGAGGUACAAAACAUGAGCCAGAGCCAGACAUAUGAGGCCUCUCAGCAUGCAAAUCCUUUGCAAGGCAACGUUGAUGUCCCAACAUCAGUUCUAGUCCAUCAGGGUUUCUCUUCCAACCAACAGAUUGGACAGAAUAGAGAUGCUGCUUCAGUUGGAAAAGCCAUGUUCUCCCUGGGGGAAAGCAUGGAGUCAGGCAAUUUCCAGAAUAUUGGUCAACAUCAGGGUUUCCAAAAUCCGCUUCUUGCCAACAAUUCUGUAAGGGUUAAGGCUGAAAGAACUCCUGAUGCUAACUCUCAGACAAACCUCUUCCCAGAACACUAUGGGCAGGAGGAUCUGAUGAGUGCACUUCUGAGACAGCAAGAAGGCAUUGGACCUACAGAGAAUGAGUUUGAUUUCGAUGGAUAUUCCAUGGACAACAUCCCUGUCUAGAGCAGAUGCUGCCAGUUCUCUUUCAGAUUGCAGUUGUCAAUGUAAAUAGUGUCUGUUACAUAUGGACUUCAUUACUCUGCAACUAGUUAGUUCAGAUCUGAGUUUAGAUUGUCCGAGGAACAGAAUCUGGUCGUAUCACAAAUUCGAACUUCUGGGAGUAGCAUACUAUCACGGUUUAGUCUGCAUGCUCAGAAUUGUUUGUUGUGAUGCAUCAACUACAUGUAUGCAAAAGGCAUGCAUAUCCAAUUUUUGACUGGAUGUGAUAGGAAAAUUCCUAGCAAGCUUCUAAUUUGAGGUUGUUCAUGGAAAUAUGUUUGGUUUAAGCCGGGGAUUCCGAAAGGUUUUAAACACAUGCAGACUCGUAGGAGCAGUUCUAACAUGAAUAACAAUCUAUGUUGAUCUUGCCCUUUGUUUCGCUCUCCACUUUAUUCUCUUCAAUUGAAGCAAAUGAAUGCUGUAAGAAUGUAAAUAUCUCAUUUGGUUGUUCAAGACAUUCGUCCUGGCUAUUCUUUCAAGGUUGUCUCUGUACUUAGAUAUUGCUUUUGAUUGAUAAAGCUUUUGGUGAUUUGCCCUUUUC